Molecule: messenger RNA, 551 nt
Organism: Rhodamnia argentea
Lineage: Eukaryota; Viridiplantae; Streptophyta; Magnoliopsida; Myrtales; Myrtaceae
Product: leucine-rich repeat extensin-like protein 1
Exons: 2
Coding region: 80-514 (144 amino acids)
Source: RefSeq, a predicted model, not a curated record
AAAUCUGAUGCGCUCUUCUUCUCGCUUCUAAUUUCUUCCUUGAGCUGAUUUUCUUUGAUCAUCACCCCUCGCACGGCCGAUGGAAAAAAUUGGACGAGCUCUUUCAACCCUUGCCUUGGCUUUCGCGAUCCUGAGCAUCAUUGAGACCACGAGUUCUCAAGAGUCAUGCCCGUACCCACCAUGCGCUAAUGAUCCACCGCCCGCGGCGGCGGCGGCGGUGACCACUCCGGCUCAAACGGGAUCGUACCCGGCACCGGCACAGCCCGGCGCUACUACCUACCCUCCGCCGGCGGGGUACUUCCCUUACAGCCCGCCUCCGCCGAGCGGUGGUUUUUAUGCCGCUCCUCCACCGCCUGAUCCAAUCUUGCCCUACUUCCCUUACUACUACCGGAAGCCUCCCCGGACGAGGACCGAGCCCUCAUCGGCAGACGCGGGUCUCUGGAGAUCGACGGUCGUGAUUAUUGGGGUGGUGGCUAGUUUGGGUCACUUGUGGUUUUGUUUAAUGGUUAGCUAGACAAAUAGACAACUGUUAGUUAUGUGCAAAGGAAGCU